Engraulis encrasicolus (European anchovy) is the source of this 3947-nucleotide messenger RNA. RefSeq names its product SMEK homolog 1, suppressor of mek1 (Dictyostelium) (gene ppp4r3a). Gene Ontology annotation, biological process: DNA damage response; protein dephosphorylation. The record is from RefSeq and is a predicted model, not a curated record. Lineage: Eukaryota; Metazoa; Chordata; Actinopteri; Clupeiformes; Engraulidae. Gene Ontology annotation, molecular function: protein phosphatase activator activity. Gene Ontology annotation, cellular component: protein phosphatase 4 complex; nucleoplasm. The transcript has 16 exons. The coding region runs from base 1011 to 3686 and encodes 891 amino acids.
UGAGGGGACCCAAGAUGGCUGAGAAUUCACAGUGGGGCUAGUGUUUAUUGGAGUAAGAUGUUGUAACCCUUUGACAUAACCGAGGUAGUAUAUAAAUUAUAACGAUCCGGAAACACAAAGGAGUGCAUCGGUUCGACCCAUUGUGUCUUAAAAUGUCUAUAUGUUGAUGAGAAGACAGGCUGGUCCCUCCGAGGCCCAUAGCCAGAACAUGGCGGAACACUUGGGCAAAAUAUAGCAAGCUAGCUAGCCUGCUAGCUUAUUAUGAAAACACAGCUAUAAAUACGAUUUCAUCUACACAUGCAAGAGCCGACUGUGUUCCGGUUCGAGAGUCUGCGCUGUCGCUUCGCUAUUUAGAUUUUUUGAAGACGACUGGGCAUCACAUUUUAUAAUGUUAAACGCUGGCAGAUAGCUCAUUAGCUACGUUGCUAGGCUACUUAGCCAGCAGGCUGUAACGUUAACUUGGUGGCAGCUGCAGCAAACUGAAGUGAAAGGGCAUCUGAUUUUGCCCUGUCGCACUCCGAAUGUGUCCGGUCUGAAACUUUUACGGACUAUACUUACCAACAAGCAAGAUGCAUAUGAUGUAUACUGGUUAGCGAUUGUGCGCAAGCUGUCAUCAAUAGCUUCAUCUUGGUAGAAGGAGAAUGCUUUCGAAAGUACCACAAUACAUUGCCACUGUACUAACCAACAGCAUUAGCUAACGUGAACAGUUGUCAUUACGAGUUACGGAGCCAGUCAUACUGGCAGUUAAAUUCGUGAAUUGUUGCUGUACCUCAAUCAAAAUUCAUAUUUAUUUGAAAUGCUCAGCUUCUGCAUCGGUGUAACAGUUGACUAACCAGGUAAUAAUCUGAAGAUCAGCCCACAGUUAGCUUGGGGACGUUAGCUUCUAGUAAGGGAACCCCAUUGGGAAACUCAAGUGGCGUCUAGGAGGGAAAGUGGACGCGUUUACUUCACUGCCGGUGAAGUGACCCCCACCAGGUGUAACAUUGGAAACGGCAACCUCGUCUGCAAAAAUGACGGACACUCGGCGACGGGUGAAAGUGUAUACCCUCAACGAGGACAGACAGUGGGAUGACCGGGGUACAGGGCACGUUUCCUCGGGAUACGUCGAGAGAUUGAAAGGCAUGUCUCUCCUGGUGCGCGCCGAAAGCGAUGGAUCACUACUGCUGGAGUCUAAAAUCAACCCAAACACAGCCUACCAGAAACAGCAGGACACAUUGAUUGUCUGGUCAGAAGCAGAGAACUACGACUUAGCACUGAGUUUUCAGGAGAAGGCUGGUUGCGAUGAGAUCUGGGAGAAAAUCUGCCAGGUCCAGGGCAAAGACCCGUCGGUGGACAUCACGCAGGAGCUGAUCGAUGAGUCGGAGGAGGAGCGCUUCGAUGACAUGUCGUCUCCGGGCCUGGAGCUGCCAGCCUGCGAGCUGUCCCGCCUCGAGGAGGUGGCGGAGCUGGUGGCGUCGUCGCUGCCGUCGCCGCUGCGGCGCGAGAAGCUGGCGCUGGCGCUGGAGAACGAGGGCUACAUCCGCAAGCUGCUGGAGCUGUUCCGGCAGUGCGAGGCGGCGGGCAACCGCGAGGCGCUGCACCAGCUCUACGACGUGGUCAAGGGCAUCUUCCUGCUGAACCGCACCGCACUCUUCGAGGUCAUGUUCUCCGAGGAGUGCAUCAUGGACGUCAUCGGCUGCCUGGAGUUCGACCCGGCGCUGCCGCAGCCGCGCCGCCACCGCGAGUUCCUGACGGGCACGGCACGCUUCAAGGAGGUCAUCCCCAUCUCGGACCCCGAGCUGCGGCAGAAGAUCCACCAGACGUUCCGCGUGCAGUACAUCCAGGACAUGGUGCUGCCCACGCCCUCCGUCUUCGAGGAGAACAUGCUCUCCACGCUGCACUCCUUCAUCUUCUUCAACAAGGUGGAGAUCGUCGGCAUGCUGCAGGAUGAUGAGAAGUUCUUGACGGAGCUGUUCGCUCAGUUGACAGACGAGGCCACGGAUGACGACAAGCGGCACGAACUGGUGAACUUCCUGAAGGAGUUCUGUGCCUUCUCGCAGACGCUGCAGCCUCAGAAUAGGGACGCCUUCUUCAAGACGCUGUCUAACAUGGGCAUCCUCCCUGCCCUGGAGGUCAUACUGGGUAUGGAUGACGCACAGGUGAGGGGAGCAGCGACGGAUAUCUUUUCCUACCUGGUCGAGUACAAUCCCUCGAUGGUGCGGGAGUUUGUCAUGCAAGAGUGCCAACAGAAUGAUGACGAUAUCUUGCUGAUCAACCUGAUCAUUGAGAACAUGAUCUGUGACACGGACCCAGAGCUAGGGGGCGCUGUCCAGCUCAUGGGCCUGCUCAGGACCCUGGUGGACCCUGAGAACAUGAUGGCUACUGCCAAUAAAACGGAGAAGACAGAGUUCCUCAGCUUCUUCUACAAACACUGCAUGCACGUGCUCUCCGCUCCCUUACUGGCCAACACCACUGAAGACAAACCCAGCAAAGAUGACUUCCAGACGUGCCAGCUGCUGGCUCUGAUAGUGGAGCUGCUGACGUUCUGCGUGGAGCACCACACGUACCACAUCAAGAACUACAUCAUCAACAAGGACAUCCUGCGCAGAGUACUGGUCCUCAUGGCCUCCCAGCACGCCUUCUUAGCGCUCUGUGCGUUGCGGUUCAUGCGCAAGAUCAUCGGUCUGAAGGACGAGUUCUACAACCGCUACAUCAUGCGCAACUUCCUGUUUGAGCCGGUGGUCAAGGCCUUCCUCAACAACGGCACGCGCUACAACCUCAUGAACUCCGCCAUCAUCGAGCUGUUCGAAUACGUCCGUGUGGAGGAUGUGAAGUCUUUGACGGCUCACAUCGUGGAGAGCUACUGGAAGGCCCUGGAGGACGUGGACUACGUGCAGACCUUCAAGGGCCUCAAGCUGCGCUACGAGCAGCAGCGGGAGAGGCAAGACAAUCCCAAACUCGAUAGCAUGCGUUCCAUCCUGCGUAACCACCGCUUCCGGCGGGACGCGCGCACGCUGGAGGACGAGGAGGAGAUGUGGUUCAACACGGACGAGGACGAGCUGGAGGACGGCGAGGCCGUGGUGCCGCCCUCCGACAAGGCCACCCGCGACCGGGACCGGGACCGCGACAAGACCCAGGAGCAGGACCUGAUGGAACCCAUCAGCAAGUUCAUGGAGAGGAAGAAACUCAAAGACCCCGAGGACAAGGACUCGUCGGCCAAGUCGGGGGGCCUGAGUUCGGGCCGGCAGAGCCCCAGCUUCAAGCUGUCCUUCUCCAGCGCCCUCAAAGCCUCCAGCUUGUCCCCGUCCCAAUCCUCGCCCCCCUCCUCCUCCUCCCCCUCUUCCUCCCCUUCCCCUUCUUCGCCCUCCUCCAACGCGUCCCACCCUGGCUCACCGGGGUCUCCCGGCUCCCCGGGAUCGCCAGGGAACUCCUCCCCUACCACCACAACUACCACAUCCACCACCUCCUCCUCUUCUUCAUCUUCAUCUUCCUCUUCUUCCUCCUCCUCCUCCUCCACUUCCACCUCCUCUACGACGGCACGCAGUGCCUCUCCCUCCAGCACGGCCUCCUCCUCUGUUGCCACCAAGAGUACGCUGGUGGGCCUGGUGGACUACCCUGACGACGACGAGGAUGAGGAUGAGGACGAAGAGGACAUGGACAGCAAAGAGGAGAGCCCCCCCUUGUCAAAGAAGGCCAAGCUGACCUAGUCAAGCAAGCCCCCCUGUCCCCACCCCACCCCGCCCCGCCCCACCCCCUGUGUUGACCCAUACUCCACCUCCCAAGAUCCCCUCCUACACACACCCCAAUGCUCUCCUUGUUGCCACUGCAACUCCUCCUCUCCUCCUGCCCCCCCCCCCCCCAGGUGGUGGGAGGGAAACGGCCUGCCGAUGGACUUAUUUUGUUGAACUUUGUAGAACUUAAAAAACAAAAAAAACAAACAGACAAAACUGAUUACGGGGAGAGAGAGG